CACUUGAAGACAUCAGCGACAAACGUCAAGAUGCCUUCCCACAAAUCGUUCCGCACCAAGCAGAAGCUUGCCAAAGCGCAGAAGCAGAACCGACCCAUCCCUCAGUGGAUCCGCCUGAGGACUGGCAACACCAUCCGAUACAACGCGAAGAGGAGACAUUGGCGCAAGACUCGCAUCGGUAUCUAAACGACUCGCCCCGACAACACUCAUCAGCGGACGAUACACGGCACGACGACACAAUGCAAUCACUCGAUACGAUUUGGGGGAAUGCGGAUUGAUGUGCCGGGCAUGGCUGGCUACCGAUGGGCACGAACAGCUUUUCGCAGAAUGGUCUUCCCACACGGCGUUGAAAUGGCAUGGGCUAUGGAACGCUACACGAUUGUUCCGCUGAGGAGAUAAGGGCAAGCAAUGAGAAAUCUUUGAAACGCCA
Zymoseptoria tritici IPO323 is the source of this 430-nucleotide messenger RNA. RefSeq names its product 60S ribosomal protein L39. Gene Ontology annotation, cellular component: cytosolic large ribosomal subunit; ribosome. Gene Ontology annotation, molecular function: structural constituent of ribosome. The coding region runs from base 31 to 186 and encodes 51 amino acids. NCBI's taxonomy places the organism in Eukaryota, Fungi, Ascomycota, Dothideomycetes, Mycosphaerellales, Mycosphaerellaceae. The record is from RefSeq and is a predicted model, not a curated record. Gene Ontology annotation, biological process: translation. The transcript is spliced from 3 exons.